AUGUGCCUAGACGAUGGUUGUGAUGAUCUUCUCUGCUGUCUGUGCGUGCCAUUAGCUGCUCUCUGCUGUUGCAAGUGCUGUAAGGAUAUGAUGGGCUCAAAUUCGGGUAAUAAUCAAGCACCAACCGCUGUUUAUUAUCAACAACCAGCUGGAUAUGUUCCAACAGGAGGAGUUUAUGGACCACAAGGUUAUGGUCCACCUCCUCAAAACCAACCAGUAUAUUAUCCGGGAGGUGCUCAACCUUAUUAUCCGCCUCCAAAUCAGCAACCACGUUAUCCACCACCAAAUCAACAACCAGGCUAUCCACCAUACAACCAAGGAAACUAUUAUCCACCACAACCAGGAUAUGGUGGCGGUGCACCACCCCCUUACAUUAACCAACAACCGAACCCUUACAAGUAA
Molecule: messenger RNA, 402 nt
Organism: Rotaria socialis
Lineage: Eukaryota; Metazoa; Rotifera; Eurotatoria; Philodinida; Philodinidae
Source: the annotation of a GenBank genome assembly